Molecule: messenger RNA, 2205 nt
Organism: Haliotis rubra (blacklip abalone)
Lineage: Eukaryota; Metazoa; Mollusca; Gastropoda; Lepetellida; Haliotidae
Product: von Willebrand factor A domain-containing protein 7-like
Exons: 15
Coding region: 118-2205 (695 amino acids)
Source: RefSeq, a predicted model, not a curated record
CCGUUUUCGGGAAACUAUUAACAGCAUCAUCAAUGCCAAUAACCAGGUGAAUCUGGAUCAGUUCGGACGGCGGCGUGGCACUGUAACGGGGAGACAAUCAAGGAAGCAAACCAGAAGAUGACGAAUCUAAGAGAACAGGCCAUCUUCGUUUUGUCACAAAACAAUACCAACUUUGACAUGGCCAGGAUUUUGAUUGGUCAGUUUCUGCACAUCAUGCAAAUGUUCUACAGUAACACAAACUGGGUUGAGUUCAAAGGAGCUGUUCCAUACUACUCCCUCGGAAUACGAAACAAACCUCUCCUCGGUCAAGCACCGCUGGCAAUGGACACCUGUCUAUCAUGUGGUGAAGAGCUAGACAUAAAGUGUGAAGACAAUAUGAUUGUGGAUGGCUUCAUUCUGACAAGUGGUUAUAGAAGCGGACAAGAUGUUACCAAACCUUACAAAGACCCUAGUGUCUCCAGAACGGGCAAAUGCAGUCAUGGCGGUGCGAGGGACGAGAGCAGUUCAUCAGUGGCAGCCCUGGGGGGAAUCAACAAAGACUCCACCCUCGUGUCCCUGUCUCCCCACAGUCAUCUCCACCAGGUGGCAGCACAGGCAGCCAUUGAACACACCUCGUACUUCUUUGAUGAUGAAGAAUACGGAAUCAGCGGUAUCAUCGGGACCGACAAGUUCAACAAUUUAUUUCAACUGAAAUCUGGAGCCUCGUUUGUAUUGAUCAUAGACUAUUCUGGUUCCAUGCGCAAUGACAUUGCAGGAGUUAAGUCUGUUACUCGAGAUAUAAUAUCAAGUCAGAUUGGGACCCUGGAGGAACCAGCAAACUUCAUUUUCUCCCUCUUCAAUGACCCGUUGUCAUUGAAUACCAUUUACACGACUGCUGAUGGGGAUGAUGCUCUACGAUAUCUGGACGAGAUCAGCGUCUCUGGUGGCGGCGAUUGCCCAGAAUACGCUAUGACUGGCCUCAUAAACGCUCUGGCUGUUUGCAAUUACAACUCCAAACUAUACUUCUUCUCGGAUGCCUCUGCUAAAGAUGCAAAUUUGGGAGCCACAGUAUUGUCACUGGCUAUCUUGAAAAACGUUCAUCUUGAGUUCAUAUUAACCGGUGAUUGUGCUCGACGGAAGCGGUCGACAGAGGGCGAUGAUAACAGGAACCGCAGGAACAGACGUUCGACGGACGGUGAGGAUUUAUACAGGAGGCUAGCCACAGCUACUGGAGGCUCCGUCUACGUCACAAGCAAGGCAGGCAUCGCCAAGGUCGCUGAGAUUAUAAAGGAAUCAGUUAAAACGUCUUCUGUCACUAUCAUCAAAUCAUCUCUACCAGCUUCUGACGAGAACGUCACCUUUCCUGUGGACCAGACCAUUCGCCAAGCUACAGUCAAGAUUAUAGCAUUGAACAGAACGACGCCCGUGUAUAAACUAUAUACACCUGACAAUACCGAGGCUUCGUCCAAUGUAACUGUGUCUGAUCUUGGAGAUGGAAUACUUUUGGUCAAGGUUGAGACCCCAACAACGGGCGUGUGGAGACUAGCCCGCCAGGGUUCCAAUACCUGGGAGGUGGAGGUGACAGCUCAGAGUACCCUGGACAUAUCUACAACCUUUGUGAAGCUGGACCCCAUCUCCGGGUUUGAGUAUGAGAUCAGCGGACGACCUAUAGCAGGUGAAAAUGCCACAGUCAUCCUUGGCAUUCCUUCGUCAGAUGAUGUUGGCACAGUAGACAAGGUUAUCUUAACUGACACUCAAGGAGUUGAGCUGGCAAGACAUGGCGGACUGAUACAGGUGGCGUCACGAGCUGAUUCACUGACCUACAGGACCACGUUCUCACUGCCUGUGAAGGCAUUCCAAAUAUCAAUAGAAGGCGCUGACAAGGAGGGAAACCAAUUUCUGCGUCUUCGGGCAAGAAGAAUUGUCCCUGUCAGCAUCGAUCUGAGACUUCUUCCCCUCAAUGGAAGCCUGUACAUCAACGAACAGUUGUCAGUACCAUUCCUGGUUGUCAACAAGGGUGACGCUGGAUCCAAUGUAACUGUCACAAUCAGAGACGAUCAGAACUUUGCAUCGACAAACAUACCACUGGAGUACAUGCUUGAGCCUGGGCAGAGUGCAUCUGGAGACUUUACACUGCAAGCUGGUUCGGCAGCAGGGUUGAUCAGGUACAUGUCCCACACCACGUGGCAAUAUCAGAUAGAUCACGACGCCCCAAAGGUAGGUUAA